GGCUGUCACAACAAGGAAGUGCCCGUGUCCACGGUGAGGAUGGCGCUCCGAGCAGCUGGGAAUCGUGUGUGGCGCAUGAACGUGAGCUGUUUCAAGGUAAAACCAUGUCAACAAAGAUAAUCAACAGCAGUUUGACGUUUUUUUUUUUUUUUUUUAAGAAAACGUGUUACUCUGACCGGAAUUGCUUCUUAGAGUCGCUUUCUCUUACGUUGUGAAAGCUUACCUUAAACGGAAGCACAUUCAAAUGUUGUCCCUUGAUUUAACUUUAUAAUAGUGCAUACUUAGGGAUGUAAACGAAGUGAUUUUUGCGAUCAAGUUUUCCUGAUAGGACAGUUUGGAGAGUUAUACCAUUUUAAAACUUGAAUGAUGUAGUACCUCGUUUUACCACGCAGGGGCUCUCUUGGAUCAGAUAUAAAUUUGCCUAUCUGCGAGGAUAACAGUUUUUUGUUUCUGUUUUUCCUCCUUUAUUUUAGACUUUUUACAUUCAAUCACCUGCAACAGUCAGACUCAAAAGUUCCUGUCCAGUUGAAGUCAGCCAUCUGGAUCAUUUGGUUCUAACAGUGAAAAAUGUGCAAAACACUGUCAACUUUUACUCCUCUGUCCUUGGCAUGGAGGUCAUCACUUUUAAGGUAUGCAAGCUGCUCUGCACAAAAAAUAGCAUCGUUUUGUGUUAUUUUUAUAUUUUAUUUUUGUUGUUGGGAAAAAUAUCUAUCUGAAGGGGUCAAGUAAUGGCUGUUUUUACAGUUAUUUCUGUGGUGUUUGUCUGUACUAUUGUCAGUGGACAUAAAUUAUCUUCAAAGGGCUCUGAGGAUGUUUAACCCUCCAUUACAGUAAGUUACAGAGAUCAACCACUAGAUGACAGGCUUCCAUUUUAAAAUAACAGUGGCCCUCACUACUUACUGAAUUGUCAGGAGCUUUCAGACACUUUUUUGGUGAACACACGUUUACUCUUUGCAUUUUUAAGGGGAACCGUAAGGCUCUGGGCUUUGGGCAGCAGAAGUUUAAUCUUCAUCAGCGGGGUCAGGAGUUUGAACCAAAAGCCAAACGUCCCACCUCGGGCUCUGCAGACCUAUGUCUCAUCACUAAAACACCUCUGGCUACUGUAGCUGCACAUCUAAAGGUCUCUCUAAACUACUCCCUUUGAAUUUUGAUGCAAAUGAUCAUCUUGGAAGUGGUUUAUCUUAAAAGGAGGCUUGUAUGUCACAUUUUGUUGCUACCAAAAUGCUUUUUGUUUAUUUUGUUAAUCUUUUGUCUGUUCUCAUCCCUAGGUCUGUGGGAUUGAGAUAGAGGAGGGUCCGGUGGAAAGGACUGGAGCUGUGGGGGUCAUUACUUCUCUUUACUUCAGAGAUCCAGAUGAAAAUCUUAUUGAAGUGUCAAACUAUAAUGAAUCUACAUCAGGAGAUUCUUCUUAAAGGCUCUUUGGCCUUGUUUGUGAUCAACAUAGUUGCACUGACUUUUUUUGGUUGUCCAGCUCUGCAUGAUUACAGUUCAAAAACAUGUUCAGAGCAAAUGUACUGGAACCAAAAGUACACUAUUUUCAGCCUGGGAGUGAUUACAUCAGAUGGCUGAACAGAUAAGCGGUUCUCGUGCAGUUCUGCUGACCAUCGGUUGCUAUUUGACUCGUGUGUAAAACUUGCUGUUGUAGCCACUCAAAUCAAGAUUAAAAGAGAAAAACACAGUCCUAAAGGUGUUAAGUUUCUUCACUCAAUAAGUAUUCUCCUUGUACUUUUCUUUAACAAAAAAAGUUACGACUUAAAUCAAUCAUUGUUAUUUCUACUGAAAUAAAAGGCCAUUACAUUGUCUACUGCUCUUAGACUUCUUUUUUUACGUAAUGCAAAUAACUUUUUAGAUUGUUACUACAUACCGUUGUGCCAUUGUAACAGUGUUAUCAAUGUGGUUGCCUUGAGUUUAUUGUAGUUUAAUGGCAGUAUUUAAAAUGAAUUAUAAAUCUUGGACCUUUUGAAAAUGAUGUCAGAUAAAACUCUGCUACAAUUUUGGCUAAAUUAUUCAACAAAAGAUUUUGUUAUGUGCCGACAUUUCUACAGAUGUUUAAUGGAGGUCACUUGAGACUUUUAAUUUACUUUCCUUAAAAAAAUACAUGGAUGUAAACCCGCAAGUCACCGUAUAAGGUACACUUGAACAUUCUGAUGUGAUUCAAUAAAUCAUCUCUGACACACCUUGAAUAUGUUCAUCUUUGACUGAGGCUGUCAAAGAGAUAUCUAUUCAACAUUAGCAGUUGCUAGGGAUUUAGACCACAAUACAGUGAGAGGUGUUUUGAACGUUUCUAUUCAAAACACAAGAUGGGAACGAUACAUAAAAUAUUGUCUUUUCCAAAACUUCCUCUAAAAAAACAUCCAUUAAAUAGAAAAAAAACAGCUGACUUUUGGCAAGUUUAUCCAUGUCGCACAUUUCAGUCAGACAAUUUAGAUUGCUUCACAUGAAUAUUCAAAGCAUCAUCACAAAGAGUAGCAAAACACUGACAAACAUUAAAACAUGCCAUCAAGUGGGCUACAAGUUAGCUUAAAAUCAAAUAGUGCACCUCAAAAACAGAGGCUGUAGUCUUCAGUACUGUUUCUGCUUGUGGAAGAGUUUUCAUGUGAGUGAUAAUCAAAGUUAAAGAAUGUUUUUCUUGCACUACAAACAUUGAUACUUAAACCUAAGGACUGCCUUUGUCUUUUGCCUAUAUAUAAAGUCAAUGAGUACUUUUACCUGACAGAGAACUUUUUCUCAAGUACACCUUCUUUGAGUUCAGAAUAUUGUGAGUCCAAACUCACAGCAAUUGUUGUAUUACCAGAAAUGACAAACUUUUUACUGCCCUCUAUGAACUCCCACCGACCCACUGUCAAACCUCUGACAGAUCUUUGACAUGUGUUAAUGUAGCACCAUAAAAAUGACACCACUACAUUGUGUCUCUGACUGUAAUCCAUUACACUUGGGCUUACUAGCACCCUUAGAUUACCUAAGGAAACUAGAAACCAUUGUGUUGCUGGGAAGUCCAUCUAUGUCAUCUAUGUCUAUCCUUGUAUGGAUGGAGGGAGCCCUGUAGAAGUCUAAGGUUGCACUGCUUUUGUGUGGUUUUGCUUGCUAAGGGUGAGGGAAAGAGAAAACUGUCCACUUUCUUGUCACGAGUGUGUUUCUCCAUACAAAGGUCUGCUAGUUAUUGUACACGGGGGAUAUUUUUAGCAGCUUUUGUCUGUUUUGCGGGAUUUACCGUUAGGAAUGUUUUUAUGCGUUGCAGCAGCUGUUGCCCUUCCCCUUGAAAAUCUGAGUCUCUUCAUACCACCUUCCCUGCAGAGCAGUGAUUACCUCUGCUUUACAUCCUCCUUUUGCUGUCAUCAAGCAAUCACUAAGAUACAACUGUUUUCAGUAGGAAUCAGUUUCAGUUUUUCCUUGUUCUCUGUAAGCAGGUUUUUCUGUUUUACUCUGUAAAUUGGAAAUAUCCUUAUGCCACCCUGCCCAAUAAAACACUACCUCUUUCUUGAGCACAAACCAA
Xyrichtys novacula (pearly razorfish) is the source of this 3493-nucleotide messenger RNA. The record is from the annotation of a GenBank genome assembly. Lineage: Eukaryota; Metazoa; Chordata; Actinopteri; Labriformes; Labridae.